UUAUUGUUGGCAGUUAAUAGAAUCAACGUUAAAACUUAACUAUUAACUUGAAUGAGUACUAUCAUGAUCAGUGAACUCACCACGGUCCCGUCCUCGUUGAAUGAACCACCUGCAUGCCUUGCAUUUGAACGAUAUUUUCUCAUCAUCAGCCAUUAUCUGUGACGCACUAAAUCAGGAGUAGAAUCACGAGAUCGCCCUCUGAAACCAAAUGUCAGUUUGCUGAGCGGGCAAGGUGUCAGGCCUAUCAGGACGGAGUCCGCCAUCGCAUGAAAAGUAUUAUCCUGUUUAGGAUAAUAGACUUCGGAAGUUAUGGCCAGUUUUAGACGCUGCCGCCCGACACAAUCGUAUCAGCAGGUGCCCUCGCGACCUGAACAACCCAAUGGACCAAGCUGAGAAAGACACGAAGCCCAAAUUAGAGUUCCUGGCUCUUGCUGAGGAACUUCGCUCUUACAUUCUGAGCUUCCUUCCUUGGCAAGAUAUUGUUCGUUGUACAUUUGUAUGCAAGGCCCUUCGCCAGACAUGCAUAAUAUCUUCCGAGCUCCAGUACAUCAUAGAACUCGGUGGCCAACGAUUAUUACCAGUCCCCAUCGCGGAUCUCCGCAACCACACUUCUGUUUCUCAGCGCUUACAACUCUUAAGGAACAAAGCCCACGCAUGGUUCCAGUUUAACCUCCACGCUUGCUCUUUCCAAACAUUAUCUAUACAAGAACAAUUUUAUGAAGUGAGGACAUCUCUCGCUGACGGGCAUUUCUGUUUAUGGCACGAAAGUGAAGACUCGGAACACUGGGCCAAGAUCAUUCCAAUACUUCCAAAGCCCUCACAGUCAACAGUCGAGCGAUAUUGGUCUCCAGCAUCACUGUGUUCGGUUCCCAAUGCAUAUAUCGUCGAUGUACAUAUGGACCCAACACAAAACCUGAUCGCGAUCGCGUACGCUGUCAGUCAUGAUAUGACACAGGAGGGGAGAUUCUACGUUGACCUUAGAGAGCAUCUGACGCUCAAGGGUUUGGGGAGGCAUCUCGCCCUCCAGUGCUCCCCAGGGUUCGAUGAUCCACUCAGAACAUCUCGGGUCAUCUGGUGGUUGCAACUUUGGGACUGGCAACAUUCGACAACGUCCAAUAGCAACCUCAGUGAUACAAUGUCACACUUCCAAUUCUCAAUCGAUUUUUUAUUUGUUGGAAAUAAUAGGUUGCUGAUGGUCAGCGAUGUCUUGAAGCUUUAUUCAAUCGAGGAUAUGUCCCAGGAACCACAGUUGCUGGCAUGUUACUCGUUGCCCUUUACAGUGAUGGGUGAACACUCCUUACUGCCCAUCGAUGACAUUGCGCAUGGCUCACCGUUGCAGAUGCAAGCCCAACAAACAAUGUGGACUUCAGACAUUGAACAUCGACUGUUAUGCUAUGUCACGUCUCGUCUACGCUUCGUCUUCGUCAUUUCCACCAGUAUCUUCUUCGAUCUCGACUCGGAGCGCGUUGGUGAAAAGGCAGUCACAAUACCAUGGCAAAGCUGGGGCCCUGCGAAUACCCGUGUGUUUCCAGACUCCUGGAAAGUUUUAGUCAGCGGGAAUCGAAUUAUACAGGUAUUCCCUGCAGACGUUAGGUCCCGGUAUAGAUUGCAUAUGAUGGAUUUCAGUCCGUUGGCUGUUGAGCGCCGGCAGGGUCUAGGACGAGUGGUGACAGAGCCAUCCGCAACAGAAGUCCAUGAGUCGGGGAAGACGUUAAUAACAUCUCUGCAUUAUGUCGAGGUUGUGUCCGACAGAGUCUUCGAUGCUGUCGAGUUAAUCGGGAUGUGGCUCGAUAGGGACAGAAUUUAUUUAGCCAAGAUGAUGGAUCCGCCGGACGACGACCCCGGGGAUCUAAGAAUAGACCAGCUUGAAGUCAUCGAGAUGUCAACCGUUGAAUAUUGACCUCUCAUGAUUGUGGUAUAGGCA
This is a messenger RNA of Suillus bovinus, 1924 nucleotides long. RefSeq lists its product as uncharacterized. Gene Ontology annotation, molecular function: protein binding. The coding region runs from base 380 to 1900 and encodes 506 amino acids. Lineage: Eukaryota; Fungi; Basidiomycota; Agaricomycetes; Boletales; Suillaceae. The transcript has 6 exons. The record is from RefSeq and is a predicted model, not a curated record.